UUUUUUUUUUUCAAGAGAUCUCGCUGACAGCCGACAAGGGAGCAUCAAAACAUACCCGUCAUCUAAUCUGCAGCCCAGUCGGUAAGAUGGCACACGCAUCGCUCAUCGCUGCCAUUCUGAUUAUCUGUCCCACCGGCACCGAGGCCAUCGGAGAAAUGAACGUUUGUUUCAUCCUGGAUGGGAUUCUCAUCCUUUACGGCGUCAUUCUCACCGUCUUAUACUGCAGACUGAGGAUGGGUCCAGCCAAUAAAACGCUUGCCAACCCCCCUGAGAAGCAGCCCGCUGAGGGAGGCAUCUAUGCGGUGAGAGUUCUCAUUGUAAUGAUUAAAAAGACAUUUAAAAAGGCACUUGAAGGAAAAGUGACAGCUUAACGCACAGCGAAUGGGUCUGACCUCUCAAAGCACCGAUACCUACGAGACCAUCAAAAUGGAUAAAAAGCCUAUCGUCUGAUGGAAGAAGAGGGCCAGGUGCAGAGAGGAUGCUGAGCACACAAACGCAGUGUCAUAUCUCUCCAAGCUUUAUACUGUAUAUUAAGUUGCGUGAGUUUCUAUACAUGACUUUUCUCCCUUUUCUUUUUGUAAAAAAAAAAUACUACUCCCAUUUCUAAACUUUGCAUGUGUGAAACGAUAAAACUAAAUUAAUAUAACAAUUCACUAAUAAAGGCUGCGUCCGAGUGUUUUCACUGUGCAGUCGCUCUGAGUUUCAGAACUUGUUUUACCCGAGUUGCUAAGAAAACAGAAGUUGAAAUGGAUCUUUUCUGUUCAUGUGUUCCCUUUUUCUUUGGUUGAACUAAGAACUAUUUUUACUUCGCUGUGUAAAAGAAAAAAACAUGAAAUGUGUUACAACUCAUUAGUAGGGGUGCAACUAAUGAUUCUUUUUAAUAACAAUUCAUCUGAAUAUUAUUACUUUUUCAAUGUUUUGCUGUAUAAAAUGUCAGAGAAUUAUAAAAUAUGCUCUUCAAAAUCUCCUAAAGCCUAAA
Molecule: messenger RNA, 979 nt
Organism: Sander lucioperca (pikeperch)
Lineage: Eukaryota; Metazoa; Chordata; Actinopteri; Perciformes; Percidae
Gene: fcer1gl
Product: Fc receptor, IgE, high affinity I, gamma polypeptide like
Exons: 5
Coding region: 87-371 (94 amino acids)
Biological process (GO): cell surface receptor signaling pathway
Cellular component (GO): Fc-epsilon receptor I complex
Molecular function (GO): IgE receptor activity
Source: RefSeq, a predicted model, not a curated record